AUGCGUACUGGAGGGAAUAAAUUUCGCAAAAACGUUCUCGUCAGCAACUGGUGGGUAGCACGCGCUGAAGCAGUGCGCAUGCGCCUGAGCCCCGCCAGCCACCAACAGCAGUGCCACGAGCAACAGCAGUGCCACGAGCAACAGCAGUGCCACGAGCAACAGCAGUGCCACGAGCAACAGCAGUGCCACGAGCAACAACAGUGCCACGAGCAACAACAGUGCCACGAGCAACAGCAGGGCCACGAGCAACAGCAGUGCCACGAGCAACAGCAGUGCCACGAGCAACAACAGUGCCACGAGCAACAACAGUGCCACGAGCAACAGCAGUGCCACGAGCAACAACAGUGCCACGAGCAACAACAGUGCCACGAGCAACAACAGUGCCACGAGCAACAACAGUGCCACGAGCAACAACAGUGCCACGAGCAACAGCAGUGCCACGAGCAACAGCAGGGCCACGAGCAACAGCAGUGCUACGAGCAACAGCAGGGCCAGGAGCAACAACAGUGCCACGAGCAACAGCAGUGCCACGAGCAACAGCAGGGCCACGAGCAACAGCAGGGCCACGAGCAACAACAGUGCCACGAGCAACAACAGUGCCACGAGCAACAGCAGGGCCACGAGCAACAGCAGUGCCACGAGCAACAACAGUGCCACGAGCAACAGCAGGGCCACGAGCAACAGCAGGGCCACGAGCAACAGCAGGGCCAGGAGCAACAACAGUGCCACGAGCAACAGCAGGGCCAGGAGCAACAACAGUGCCACGAGCAACAGCAGUGCCACGAGCAACAGCAGGGCCACGAGCAACAGCAGGGCCAGGAGCAACAGCAGUGCCACGAGCAACAGCAGUGCCACGAGCAACAGCAGUGCCACGAGCAACAACAGUGCUACGAGCAACAACAGUGCCACGAACAACAGCAGUGCCACGAGCAACAACAGUGCCAUGAUCAACACUCUCCCUGA
Messenger RNA from Procambarus clarkii (red swamp crayfish), 963 nucleotides. Lineage: Eukaryota; Metazoa; Arthropoda; Malacostraca; Decapoda; Cambaridae. The record is from RefSeq and is a predicted model, not a curated record.